GGCCAGAGCCUGGGGCGUGUCACAGCCGAAGGGGCAGGGCGGCAGCAGCAGGCGUCUAAGUAACUUCAGCGCCUGCGCAGAGGCUCCCCAGCGUCGCCCUAGGCUGGGACUCUAGUAGGUCUUCGGCUCAGUUUUGGCUGCAGCGCCCGCGUAGGUCGCUUCGGCUGGGUUCUACGCCCGGCUCAACUAUGAGCUGGUCCGCCCAGGCGGCGGCAGUGGCGGCCACACUGCCAGGUGCCGGCGUUGGGAACGUGGGGCUGCGGCCGCCCAUGGUGCCCCGUCAGGCGUCCUUCUUCCCGCCGCCGGUGCCGAACCCCUUCGUGCAGCAGACGCAGAUCGGCUCCGCGAGGCGGGUCCAGAUUUUCCUUCUUGGGAUUAUCUUGCUUCCAAUUCGUGUCUUAUUGGUUGCAUUAAUUUUAUUACUUGCAUGGCCAUUUGCUGCAAUUUCAACAGUAUGCUGUCCUGAAAAGCUGACCCACCCAAUAACUGGUUGGAGGAGGAAAAUUACUCAAACAGCUUUGAAAUUUCUGGGUCGUGCUAUGUUCUUUUCAAUGGGAUUUAUAGUUGCUGUAAAAGGAAAGAUUGCAAGUCCUUUGGAAGCACCAGUUUUUGUUGCUGCCCCUCAUUCAACAUUCUUUGAUGGAAUUGCCUGUAUUGUAGCUGGGUUACCUUCUAUGGUAUCUCGAAAUGAGAAUGCACAAGUCCCUCUGAUUGGCAGACUGUUACGGGCUGUGCAACCAGUUUUGGUGUCCCGUGUAGAUCCAGAUUCCCGAAAAAACACAAUAAAUGAAAUAAUAAAGCGAACAACAUCAGGAGGAGAAUGGCCCCAGAUACUAGUUUUCCCAGAAGGUACUUGUACUAAUCGUUCCUGUUUGAUUACUUUUAAACCAGGAGCCUUCAUUCCAGGAGUUCCAGUGCAGCCAGUCCUCCUCAGAUACCCAAACAAGCUGGAUACUGUGACCUGGACAUGGCAAGGAUAUACAUUCAUUCAGCUUUGUAUGCUUACUUUCUGCCAGCUCUUCACAAAGGUAGAAGUUGAGUUUAUGCCAGUUCAAGUACCAAAUGAUGAAGAAAAAAAUGAUCCUGUCCUUUUUGCCAAUAAAGUCCGGAAUUUAAUGGCAGAAGCUCUGGGAAUACCAGUAACAGAUCAUACCUAUGAAGAUUGCAGAUUGAUGAUUUCAGCAGGACAGCUAACAUUGCCUAUGGAAGCUGGGCUGGUGGAAUUUACUAAAAUUAGCCGGAAAUUGAAAUUAGAUUGGGAUGGUGUUCGUAAGCAUUUGGAUGAAUAUGCAUCUAUUGCGAGUUCCUCAAAAGGAGGAAGAAUUGGAAUUGAAGAAUUCGCCAAGUAUUUAAAGUUGCCUGUUUCGGAUGUCUUGAGACAACUUUUUGCACUCUUUGACAGGAACCAUGAUGGCAGCAUUGACUUCCGAGAGUAUGUGAUUGGCCUGGCUGUCUUGUGCAACCCUUCCAACACAGAGGAGAUCAUCCAGGUGGCAUUUAAGCUGUUUGAUGUUGAUGAGGAUGGCUACAUAACGGAGGAAGAGUUCUCCACCAUUCUACAGGCUUCCCUUGGAGUGCCUGACCUUGAUGUUUCUGGUCUCUUCAAGGAAAUAGCCCAAGGGGACUCAAUUUCCUAUGAGGAAUUUAAAAGUUUUGCCUUAAAGCAUCCAGAAUAUGCUAAGAUAUUUACAACAUACCUAGACCUCCAGACGUGCCAUGUGUUUUCAUUACCAGAAGAAGUCCAGACAACCCCCUCCACCGCCAGUAAUAAAGUCAGCCCUGAAAAGCAUGAAGAGAGUACCUCAGACAAAAAAGAUGACUGAAAGCAGUAUUUCCAAUAAGGAAAACACAGUAGCUUUUGCUUGAAAUUGUAAAGGCACUUAUUGAUAAUACUUUUAAUGUGUUGGUAAUGAUGUUUAAAAUUGAAAGAUUUUUAAAAUAAAAAUGAUAGAUUUUCUUACUAAAAAUGUUUUUAUUAACCUUGCUUUUAUUGGAAAAAAUCAAGCAAUAUUUCUUUUUCUUUUGUGUUAUAUUGUACUUUACUGAUUCAUUUACUGGUGAUACAUAUGUUUUUAUGGAUUUUCCAGUUUAAUUUGCAUAUACAAAUGAAUGCAAUGGUCUAUUGGUGAGCAUUGAGCAACACUGUAUAAAGUUUUUAAAAUGUAAACACUUUUUAAUCUACUUUCCUCUAAAAAUCAAUAAUAUUCUAUUAUUUCUAAUCCUUUUCCACUUGGGAAAUAACAAUGAAGAAUCUGAGAAUUUUACAUCUAUAACUUUACAGAUUCAUUUUUCCAUUUAAAUUUCAGUUUCUUGGAUCACUGAAUAUGGGAAGGGAGAGCUUCACUAAUUAGACGCAGCUUCUUAAGAACUUAUAUUCUCUUUGACAUACAUCUCUAUUGUAGUUUUUUGUUUUGUUUUGUUUUUUGAGAUGGAGUCUUGCUCUGUCACCCAGGCUGGAGUGCAGUGGUGCAAUCUCAGCUCACUGCAACUUCUGCCUCCUGGGUUCAAGUGAUUCUCAUACCUCAGACUCCCGAGUAGUUGGGAUUACAGGUGCCCACCACCACACCUGACUAAUUUUUGUAUUUUUAGUAGCCAUGUGGUUUUCCCAUGUUGGCCAGGCUGGUUUCGAACUCCUGACCUCAGGUGAUCCACCCACCUCAGCCUCCCAAAGUGCUGGGAUUACAGGCGUGAGCCACCGUUCCUGGCCUAUUGUAGAUUUUCUUAACUACUUGCUAAGGAAAUCAUAUCCUUUUACAUGAACUACAGGUUUAGAACUUGGUUUUAAGACAACUGCUAUGGCCAAAGGGUAAAUGGGAAUUGCCUUAUUGAAGGUAACAUUGAUUGCCUAAUAAGAAAAUGAAUUGUUUGCCACAGAGUUGAAUUUAAUUUGAGUUAGAUAGUUCAGAAUGUAGCACUUGCCCUAUAAAUGAAUCAGAUUUGUUCUAUUUAUAUAAUAUUAGAAUUAAUAUAUUAUCAUGUAAGUGGGAAUUUUAUUUUGUUAAGUGGACUCUCAAAUUUUAGAACUUGUGUGAACUAUCUCCCAGAAAACACAAAAGGUUUCAAGGUAUCACCCAAAGCUAGGGAAUCAACAAACGUACUUUAUUAAUGCAACACCACAAUUUAAGCCCCAGGCAGGAAUCCAACAGUAACAUUUUUCCUUUAGGUUAAGCAGUAAUUUUUUUGAAUUGUCAUUUUUAAUGGGUCUCAUACAUGCAUAUUGCUAAUAUCAUUCAUGUUUGAGGUUUUCAACAAAGAACCAAUUUAUUAAUAUAAUGUACAAAAAUAGUUGGUUCAUUUUUCUGAAUUCAGUCUUUGAAAUAAAACUCCUUGUUUUGGCCGUGU
Molecule: messenger RNA, 3342 nt
Organism: Pan troglodytes (chimpanzee)
Lineage: Eukaryota; Metazoa; Chordata; Mammalia; Primates; Hominidae
Gene: LPCAT2
Product: lysophosphatidylcholine acyltransferase 2
Exons: 14
Coding region: 189-1823 (544 amino acids)
Cellular component (GO): endoplasmic reticulum
Molecular function (GO): calcium ion binding; 1-acylglycerophosphocholine O-acyltransferase activity; lysophosphatidic acid acyltransferase activity
Source: RefSeq, a predicted model, not a curated record